Molecule: messenger RNA, 984 nt
Organism: Colletotrichum karsti
Lineage: Eukaryota; Fungi; Ascomycota; Sordariomycetes; Glomerellales; Glomerellaceae
Product: glutamate-cysteine ligase modifier subunit
Exons: 1
Biological process (GO): glutathione biosynthetic process
Cellular component (GO): glutamate-cysteine ligase complex
Molecular function (GO): glutamate-cysteine ligase catalytic subunit binding; enzyme regulator activity
Source: RefSeq, a predicted model, not a curated record
UUGGUGUCCUUCGCCUCGCGCAGAAACAUUGUCUCGGGCGGUCCCUCCAUAAUCCGCAAGCCAGGCGCAUACAGAUCAAACCUCGAACUCACAAAUUCGCUGAGGAGCAACUUUCUUGCUGCUCAACAGGAUUAUUCGCCCUACGAAGAGGCUUCCCCAAUCGACGAUGACGACCACAACGGGACCCUGAACGGACACUCGAAUGGCUUCAACAAUGGCGAGAACGGUCGCUCUGGCCGACCCCGCCUUGACGUGUGGACCACCCGCGAGGAUGGCGCCCUCUACAUUCCCCGGAUAGACUGGUCCUACUCAGGUUUGCAGGAAGAGCCAACAAACUACGACAUCACCGUGAAGCUAUUCUUUCUCCCCAACGCCCCUGCCGAGGACCGCGAGCGCUACGUCCAAGAGGCCCUGGACCUCGUGCGUAAGGAACUCGGUGUCACCACGAUAGAUCUCCUCAUCGCCUCUUUCCCCGGUAUGUCCUUCGAGGGUGACUGCGAGUGGGAAGCCGACAAGCGCAACGCCAGCCAAGGCAACAUCGAUCAGGAGGCUGCCACAUGGACAGUUCUGGAGGACCUGUACCGUCGCGGCGAGGUCAAGGCCCUCGGUAUCUCCGAGUUCGGCACGGAGAAGCUGGCAAAGUUCAUUAAGAAGGUCAGCAUCCGUCCAGCGGUUGACCAGAUCAACAUCAAGGACUGCUGCAGCGUCCCGCCCACCCUCGUCAAGCUGGCCAAGGCAGAGGGUGUCGAGUUGCUCGUUCACACUGAUUGCACCGACAUCCUGCCUAGCGGCACCCUUCGCGAACUUCUUGGCCACGGACUGCAGGGCGCAGGUGUCCUGGCUGACCCCCUCGAAGGCGGAGAGGGUUUGUACGGAGACCUCGUCCCGGAGUGGGUGGUGAAGUACACAGCCUUUGUCAGAGACCGGGGAGUGAUUGAGAAUAAGGGCUACUUUGCUGGCGCAGAACUCGUAGAGAGUUCAUGA